Molecule: messenger RNA, 465 nt
Organism: Parnassius mnemosyne (clouded apollo)
Lineage: Eukaryota; Metazoa; Arthropoda; Insecta; Lepidoptera; Papilionidae
Source: the annotation of a GenBank genome assembly
AUGAACCUUUACCAUCAGGUGUGGUUCUCAAACCGCCGCGCGAAAUGGCGACGCGAGGAGAAGCUUCGAAGUCAGCGUCGGGAGGCGCCAGCGGCUUCGCCCCCCGCCCCGCCAGCACCGCGCCUUCCCCUCAACGGCGGCUUCAACUCCAUGUACAGUCCCAUACCGCAGCCCAUAGCCACCAUGAGCGACACAUACAGUGCGCUUGGUUCCGACAGUUCAAUGUCGGGAGGAUUGUCGUCGUCGUGCCUGCAGCAGCGCGAUGGCGGUUACCCGUACAUGUUUGGCGAUGUGUUGAGUGGUGGAUACACGCGCGCGCCCGCCGCGCACCAGCAGCACGGCGGCUACUCACAGCCACAGGCUGCCGCCAGCACCGGUGUUAUAUCAGCGGGCGUAAGUGUGCCCGUUCAAAUACCCUCGCAAGGACCAGACCUCGCAUCAAAUUAUUGGGGGCGGCUUCAGUGA